CGGGGCGGGGCCUGGGCGCGGGGCGGGGCCUGGGCGCGGGGCGGGGCCUGGGCGCGGGGCGGGGCCUGGGCGCGGGGCGGGAGGCGGUGACCAGCAGGAGUAGGAGAAAGAACAUGGCGGGCGCAUCGGGGCUCGGGACCGGCCCAGGAGCAGCCGGGGGAGACGGAGAUGAUUCGCUCUACCCAAUCGCGGUUUUAAUCGACGAGCUCCGCAAUGAAGACGUGCAGCUCCGACUCAACAGUAUUAAGAAGUUAUCAACAAUUGCCCUAGCACUUGGAGUAGAAAGGACGCGAAGUGAAUUGUUGCCAUUCCUUACAGAUACAAUUUAUGAUGAAGAUGAGGUACUAUUAGCUCUUGCUGAGCAGCUGGGAAAUUUCACUGGCCUAGUGGGAGGUCCUGACUUUGCCCACUGUCUGCUGCCUCCUUUGGAAAAUCUGGCAACUGUGGAAGAGACUGUUGUUCGUGACAAGGCUGUGGAGUCCCUGAGACAGAUCUCCCAGGAGCAUACUCCUGUUGCUCUGGAAGCUUAUUUUGUACCUCUGGUGAAACGCCUAGCAAGUGGGGAUUGGUUCACCUCUCGCACAUCUGCAUGUGGUUUACUCAGCGUUUGCUAUCCCAGGGCAUCAAAUGCUGUUAAAGCAGAAAUCAGACGGCAGUUCCGUUCCUUGUGCUCAGAUGACACACCAAUGGUACGACGUGCUGCUGCUUCCAAAUUGGGUGAAUUUGCAAAAGUUUUGGAAUUAGACAGUGUGAAAAGUGAAAUUGUUCCACUGUUCACUAAUCUAGCUUCAGAUGAACAGGAUUCAGUGCGCCUCCUUGCUGUGGAAGCUUGUGUCAGUAUUGCCCAGUUAUUGCCUCAGGAUGACCUUGAGACUUUGGUGAUGCCUACACUUCGACAAGCAGCAGAAGACAAAUCUUGGCGAGUUCGCUAUAUGGUGGCUGACAAAUUUUCAGAGCUCCAGAAAGCCAUGGGUCCUAAAAUCACUCUAAAUGACCUCAUUCCCGCCUUUCAGAACCUACUUAAAGACUGUGAAGCUGAAGUCCGGGCGGCUGCUGCCCACAAAGUAAAAGAACUUGGUGAGAACUUGUCCAUUGAAGAUAGAGAGACCAUAAUUAUGAAUCAAAUUCUGCCUUAUAUAAAGGAAUUAGUAUCCGAUACCAGUCAACAUGUCAAAUCGGCUCUAGCUUCUGUAAUUAUGGGAUUGUCUACUAUUUUAGGCAAAGAAAAUACCAUUGAACAUCUUCUACCUCUUUUUUUAGCUCAGUUGAAGGAUGAGUGUCCUGAAGUUCGUUUGAAUAUCAUCUCCAAUUUGGAUUGUGUAAAUGAAGUGAUUGGAAUCCGUCAGCUCUCUCAGUCUCUCCUUCCUGCCAUAGUGGAACUGGCAGAAGAUGCCAAAUGGAGGGUCCGACUGGCCAUCAUUGAGUAUAUGCCGCUGCUGGCAGGCCAGCUGGGUGUGGAAUUCUUUGAUGAAAAGCUGAAUUCUUUAUGUAUGGCUUGGCUGGUGGACCAUGUAUACGCCAUCCGAGAAGCUGCCACCAACAACCUCAUGAAACUAGUUCAGAAGUUUGGUACAGAGUGGGCCCAAAAUACCAUUGUUCCCAAAGUGUUAGUAAUGGCAAAUGAUCCUAAUUACUUGCAUAGAAUGACCACUUUAUUCUGCAUUAAUGCACUGUCUGAGGCCUGUGGUCAGGAAAUAACCACUAAGCAAAUGCUGCCCAUCGUAUUAAAAAUGGCAGGAGACCAAGUAGCAAAUGUUCGCUUCAAUGUGGCCAAAUCUUUACAAAAAAUUGGACCAAUUCUAGAUACCAAUGCUUUACAGGGAGAAGUUAAGCCAGUACUACAGAAGUUAGGUCAAGAUGAAGACAUGGAUGUCAAAUACUUUGCACAGGAAGCUAUAAGUGUGGUGGCACAAAGGCUGAGGAAGCUAGAUUUUCCUGUGAAGGACAGUAGAGAACCCAGUGUCCCUCGGGCUGACAAGAACCACUUCCCAAGACCCAGAGUGCCUGGAGAGGACACGGCGAAGGGGCCAGUGUAUCAGUUGCAUGGAGAUAAUAGAGACACACUUGCCUAGCUGGAAAUUGCAGAGCUAGUGCGUUUCUCCCAAAGCACAGACUAAUACCCCAGAUUAAAAAAAAGAACAUAAAAAAUAAAGUACCACACAUAUUGCACUUUUGGUCGAAUGAAAUUUUUACCUCACGUUCAUCUCACCAGUCUCUUCAGAGGAGCCUGGUUUACAGGGUGAUGAAGCUGAUGAUGAUACAGUAGUGUACACACUGCUAAUGUGAAACAGGCUGGAAAGCAAGUCAGUACUUCAGAGUAGCCCCACAGAAAAAGAGCGAUACUAAGCCUUCUUAGUGUUAUGUUAGUAUUGAUGAAGAGCAAACUGCUUGGAAGCUUCCAUGGGUCACUAGUUAGGGACAGAGCAGCACAGGUUAUCAGACAGAGCUGAGCAAACACCUGACUGACCAAAAGAACCAGUCUCCUCAGCAGCUUACAUUGCAGUCAAUACAGAGGGUUAUGGAAUUUAUUGAUUUCUGCUUGAAAUAAACAAGAUAAGCAAAUAGGAGCUUACAACACAGGUCCCAGCAGGAGGGGUCAUGCUCUGCAUCAGGCCGGUGUCCACGCCGCUGCCGUGUCUGAUGGCUCCCGAUAGGCCUGGCUGCUGUGGGGCACCUUUCGAUUUCUCUCUGCGUCCUUAACCUUCCAGUAGCCUCUCUGCAGUUCCUCAUCGGCUGGCCUAACCGUCCUGCCAUAGCUCCCAGGUCUCCUGGGCUAAGCAGCUCAUGGCAUUGUUGGGGGGCAGUUUAUGUCGAUCUGUAACUACACCAUUCCUGCAGUUCUGAAAUGGGCAGCCCCCAUUUUCAAUCUGGAGGCAUUUUAAUAUCACAAAUAUUGUAACACUUCUGUAGUAUAUUUUGGGAAAACGUCUUCCUUCAGUCUAAACAAAUCAAGCCCCAUUUUAUAACUGGCUAUUUUGCAAAGACUCAAAACAGAUUAGAGAUCUUAAUGAAAUGAUCUCUUAAAUGAAAUGAUGUUCUUUAUUUCACGAAAUCAUCAAUCUUAAGCACGAGCAGGAAUAAACAACUCCCAGAAGGAGCUUAAUUCAUUCUUCCUGGAUUUUCACUGUGUGUUAUUAAAUCACAAAAAUGACAGUCCCCACACUGCCCUUUCCCACUGACACCGAGUCCAACCAUGAGCACUGUGCCUCCGCGAAGCAUCCUGGCACCCAUGGUGAGUGCUGGCGACCAGGCAGUCUCUGGCCAGCAACAGGGACUGCUCAAGUUACCCACGUUGGUAGGAGCUGGGCUCGCAUGGCCAGAAUGGAACCCCCUAGACUUUCCACACGUCACUUGCGUGGACACUAACUACAAAGAGGAAAGGCAACUUAAAGGUGUUUUCUAGGUGCAGCAUCAGUUAGUCCCUCUCUUUGUGCUUUAAGGAAAUGCUUUGUGCUUAACACAUUCAUCUGCUGAUGGGACAAGCCAUUCUAACGGGCAGAAACGAUCAUCUUUAGAAUUAACACUGACUUUGUAACACCUGGAUGUUAACUGUCCAAAUGGCAAAUUAUUCAUCAUUUCUAGGGAUACAGUUAGCUAGCUGUAGCAUCUAAGUUUUACUUACUUUGAUGACUGAAUUGUAAGUGUUGGUUAAGUUUUAUUAGUAAUAUAAUGUUUGGCAGAUGAUCUGCUUAAAUGGUUAACACAUCUGUGGUUCUUUGAAUAUUGCUGUAAUACUUGAACAUUUCAUUACAAGUCAAAACUUUAAGGAAAUUAAUUAAGAAGCUGACUCCCACAUGGUGGAAAACAAACUCUGAAGUGACUUUGGAUUUAGCAUUAACAUAAAUGGAAACUGUUGGUUUCUACAGAAAAGAAAGAAUUAAAGCAUGAUCUGGGGGAAAGGCACCGCACUACCACUUCACAUGGGAUGGAAAAGUUCAUUUAUCAUGUCCUUAAAAUCUCUAAGCCCUAUAUGAAACUGUCCAAAUAUACAAAGCUCAAUAAACUACUAGCAACAUA
Messenger RNA from Nomascus leucogenys (northern white-cheeked gibbon), 4017 nucleotides. It is a transcript of the gene PPP2R1B, whose product is annotated as protein phosphatase 2 scaffold subunit Abeta. Gene Ontology annotation, biological process: protein dephosphorylation. The record is from RefSeq and is a predicted model, not a curated record. Lineage: Eukaryota; Metazoa; Chordata; Mammalia; Primates; Hylobatidae. Gene Ontology annotation, molecular function: protein phosphatase regulator activity; protein binding. Gene Ontology annotation, cellular component: cytoplasm; protein phosphatase type 2A complex.